GAACAGGCCACUAAUAUGCUGAUAUGUUUCCCAGGGUGCACCAGGAGUAAGAGGGCCUCAAGGUUACCCAGGCCUUCCUGGACCAAAGGGAAGUAGAGGAAAACGAGGACCUGAAGGAGAAAAGGGUGAAGAGGGACUCGCAGGAUAUCCUGGUGCGAAAGGAGAUGAGGGUCCCAAAGGCGAAGAUGGUGCUGCAGGAGCACUAGGACUGCCUGGCCCAGAAGGAACUGAAGGACCAAAGGGCCGAAGUGGAAUUCCAGGUCCAUCUGGUCCCCCUGGACCUACAGGAACAAAGGGAGAGAGAGGCUCUCCUGGAAUGCCUGGCUAUGCGGGAGAACCAGGAGAAAAGGGAAAUGCUGGUGCCCCUGGACCCAGAGGACGAGAUGGAUCAAAGGGCAUCAGGGGAGAUCCUGGUCCACCGGGCCCACAAGGUGCAAGAGGAAGCAGGGGUCCACGUGGUGAGCGGGGGUCCCCAGGAACUCCUGGUACCCCAGGAACCAAGGGAGCUCCUGGUGAAGCUGGCGUGCCCGGUGAUCGUGGAAACCCAGGUCCGCCUGGACCUCAGGGAGACCGAGGGCAGCAAGGAGGUCGCGGACCAAUGGGUUUACCAGGAAAGCCAGGUUUACCAGGAUUUCCAGGACCUCGUGGAGAGACGGGACCUCAAGGAAAAACUGGCUCUCCAGGCCCUCCUGGAAUCCCUGGUGGCAGGGGUCCAGCAGGCGAAAGAGGCAGCCCAGGACCCAAAGGGGAACGUGGCCGACAGGGUACCCAGGGGCCAACUGGUGACCCCGGAGAACCUGGCAGGGAUGGUGCUAAGGGUGAGCCUGGUAAACCAGGUGCAGAUGGCAAGGACGGAGCAGCGGGUCAACCAGGAACACCAGGACCGAAAGGUGCGAUGGGACCGCCAGGCGCCCCAGGACCCAAGGGAGUAGAAGGACCAAUUGGCCUUCCCGGCGGACAGGGUCCUCAAGGAAUGCGUGGGCCUCCCGGACAACCAGGGCCCCAGGGCCCUGCGGGACGGCCAGGCCGCCAAGGGCCUCAAGGAGCACCGGGAGAGAAAGGUAGUAGGGGAGAAGAAGGAGCCCGCGGAGAGCCUGGACCCGAGGGAAAAUCUGGUCUUGCCGGUAGCCCUGGUGAGGAUGGGCCGCCCGGGCCCCCAGGAGAGGAGGGAGAGAAGGGUGCACAAGGAGCCGCGGGAAUCCCUGGAAAGAAAGGCGAACAAGGACCCAAGGGUCCCCCCGGGCCUGCCGGACCUGUGGGUUUACCAGGAAAGCCUGGACCUCCAGGACCAGCCGGCGAGACAGGCCCCCAGGGGGCUACCGGCUCCAGGGGCGAGAAAGGUAGUGACGGAGAGCGUGGACCACCCGGACCUACCGGCGCUCCGGGUGUUCCGGGCAUUCCAGGACCGAGAGGGCAGAAAGGAGAAAGAGGCUCUAGUGGACCGCAGGGCUCUCAAGGUUUGCCGGGGCCGCGCGGAGCACCAGGGCCAGCAGGAGCUAAGGGAGACCAAGGUGAGCCUGGUGACACCGGAAGUGAUGGAAGAUCAGGAGAUAAGGGAGACCAAGGCUCAAAAGGCGAUCCGGGCGCGCCAGGGACACCAGGUUCACCGGGCCGACCUGGUGAUGUGGGAGCUAAAGGCGACAGAGGCGAUCCCGGCCCGCAGGGACCCACGGGACCGCGUGGCCCUGCAGGUCAAACCGGUGCAAAAGGACCAAUGGGCGCGACUGGACCCCCGGGACCUCAGGGCCCGCCAGGACCACAAGGUGCCAAGGGAGGUCCAGGUCCAGACGGGAAAGAUGGUAACCCAGGCCCUCCAGGAGCGAGAGGUCCCCCCGGCCCCAGGGGUGAUGACGGUAUCCCCGGUAAACCGGGUCAGCCGGGAGAGCCUGGGCCUCGGGGAUUUACCGGAUCUGAUGGUGACCCUGGUGAUAAGGGCGAAACUGGACCACCCGGUCCCCAGGGAAUUGCAGGUCCCCCCGGACCACCGGGACCGAGAGGAGACAGGGGACCGACUGGAGAAAGAGGGACCCCCGGUGCCCCGGGUGAGCAGGGACCGCAAGGACUGCCGGGACUUCAGGGCCCACGUGGCAACACUGGUCCAAAAGGCGACAAAGGAUUGCAAGGCUCACAAGGGGAAAAAGGAGACAAGGGAUGGCCUGGUUUCUUCGGUCCCACUGGAGUUGCAGGACCUUCCGGAGACAAGGGUGACCCAGGCCCUGCCGGGCCGCGUGGAUUCCCUGGACCGAAAGGCGACAGAGGCGAGGACGGGCCUGAUGGGCCUUCCGGACCACCUGGACCGCUGGGGCCUAGGGGAAGAUCUGGUUUGCAGGGAGCCAAAGGUGAUAGGGGACCACAAGGAGAGAGGGGUGACCAAGGACAACCGGGACCACCUGGACCGCCGGGACCGCCUGCAGACAUCGCCUCGUUCAUAGGUAGUGGCUACUUGGUUGCUCCUGGUGGAAUAGAAGUUGGCGCCGACAAAGGUGAAACAAAAAGGAAACGACGAUCGGUGGAUUCAUCAGCUGCGGGCGUAUCAGAGUCUCAAGGACUCAUACAGUCACUCAAGGAUGAAAUUGAGAGUAUUAAACGACCAAGUGGAACACAAACGAACCCUGCUAGAAGUUGUAAAGAUUUACACAUGUGUCGUGGAGACCUAAAAGAUGGUCGAUACUGGAUCGAUCCUAACCACGGCUGUAAUGGAGAUGCGAUUGAAGUGUUCUGCAACUUUACUGCAGGCGGACAAACCUGUAUCUAUCCUGAUAAAGACACGAAAAAGGCUGCGAACAAAAAGUGGAAGAAGCUCUCUGGAUCGGAAUGGUUCAGCGAAUACGAAGAUGGUUAUGAGAUUUCGUACACGGGUGUUGGAAAAACACAACUGAAUUUCCUGCGACUGUUGAGCGAGAAAGCAACACAAACGUUCAACAUGACUUGUAAAGGAUCUAGAGGAUGCUUUGACAGCAAGAGCAACGCGUUAGAAAAAGCCAUCAGACUCCAAGGAGCUAAUGACGGUGUCUUAUCAUUCAUGAAAAGUGAUCCAAAUGUCAAGAUUACGCAGGUCCGAAAAGAUUGGAAAGCAGUUGUACAGGUGGAAACUGAAGAUCUCAGUCAAAUGCCCAUAGUGGACUUCGCUCCCGGAGAAUUUCUUAGUUCAAAUGAAUUUGGUUUUGAAGUGGGACCUAUUUGUUUUAGUUAGCUCUGUUUUGUACCUCGAUGACUUUUCCUUUAAAUUAACUCCCAAGCGAAACUAUUAAAUUAGAUGUUCCUGUGAGUUUUGUAUGUCUGUGCAUCAGUUUUGUUACUAGUUCUUUACUCCUGUUGAGAAAUCGCAUUAUAAUGUAAUCUUAGUUCAAGCCUUGAAACGAAGGAGAAAAUGCUCGAUAUAAAGUGUUAGUCGUGUACAAUACCUAGUAUCAAUGUUCUAUAGAGGCGAUACACGGGAAAAUAUCAAUAAAAGGAGGCGCAGUUUUGAAGAAUGACAUCCGAUAGAUCCCUCCUGCUCUGUUUCGCUUACGUGUACGCUAGUAGUGGUCAAGUGUUGCUGUGAGAGGACCGGAAUUGAAAAGUUUCGUCCCAGUCCCUCCACGGGAGCCAUUAUUAAAGUUUUAGAUAAAUUUAUUAAACUCUGUAAUAUUUUGUUGACCUCGA
Molecule: messenger RNA, 3645 nt
Organism: Orbicella faveolata
Lineage: Eukaryota; Metazoa; Cnidaria; Anthozoa; Scleractinia; Merulinidae
Cellular component (GO): extracellular matrix
Molecular function (GO): extracellular matrix structural constituent
Source: RefSeq, a predicted model, not a curated record